This is a messenger RNA of Anopheles moucheti, 2331 nucleotides long. Its product is annotated as zwei Ig domain protein zig-8-like. Gene Ontology annotation, cellular component: neuron projection membrane. Bases 426 to 1457 code for a protein of 343 amino acids. The record is from RefSeq and is a predicted model, not a curated record. The transcript has 9 exons. Gene Ontology annotation, biological process: synapse organization. NCBI's taxonomy places the organism in Eukaryota, Metazoa, Arthropoda, Insecta, Diptera, Culicidae.
GAAUGCAUCGCCAUAUUACCAACUAAUGGAUUACAGUGAAAGUGAUAGCAGUAAGCGCAACUAAUACAAAUCUGUGCUGAGAUACCAUUCCUUUAAUUCUUACUGAGUAAGUUUUCGUAAGAAUGAUAUUUUAAGGAUGUAAUUCUUUUCUUGAAAACUAAUAAAAGAGUCAUAUAAAUGGUGUGUGAUAAUGUGAUAGAGAAAAAAGCUUGUCAGUGUGUUUGGAGUUUUGAAGCUGUUCGAAAGUGUUAAGGAGUGAGCCGUAAUACGUAAAUCGAUUAACCUAAAAUACCUAGUAGUGUAGCAUCGUCCCAGCUUUCAUGUGAUGGCAGAAAGAAAUGCCGACAUCUAAUCAGCAUACACAAUUGGCCCCCAUUCAGAAUGGCAUCGGCAACCCAAAGUAACCUUCCCGACACAACAACUAAAUGCAAACGAUCCGUAAUAGCCAGUGGUGCACACCGAAAAUGCACAUAGAAAAUGUUCUACGAGCGUCAUGUAUCAUUUGGGUUUCUGUCAGCUCGAACAUUAUAAUGACCGCCACGACCGAGGAGUCUGAUGCCUUGCAACCGUACUUUGACUUUGACGUGCCGCGCAAUCUCACCGUCACCGUGGGCCAGACCGGUUUCCUGCACUGCCGGGUCGAGCGUCUAGGCGAUCAGGAUGUUGCUUGGAUACGACAGCGUGAUCUGCAUAUACUUACGAUGGGAUCAUCCACCUACACCUCGGACCAACGAUUUCAGGUGAUCCGACCGGAAGGUUCCGUCAACUGGACGCUGCAAAUAAAAUAUCCCCAGACACGUGACUCGGGCGUGUACGAGUGCCAAAUCAACACCGAGCCGAAAAUGUCCCUGUCAUAUGUGUUGAAUGUAAUUGAGCUUCGCGCCCGGAUACUGGGACCGUCGGAUAUAUUCGUCAAGUCUGGCAGCGAAAUAACGAUGGUUUGCGUCAUCCAGCAGGGACCACACGAGCUGGGCACGGUGUUCUGGUACAAGGGCAACACGCUGGUGGAACCGGUCGCACAGGAAAACGACAUCCAUUCGGUUGAUCGUGGACGGAUCACCAUCGAAACAGAUUGGACAGAUGCCCUGACAUCUAGAUUAAAGAUAAAACGGGCCGUGCAGGGCGAUACCGGAAACUACACCUGCGUACCGACAAUGGCCCGCUCGGCAAGCGUCUAUGCUCAUGUAAUUAGUGGCGAACAUCCAGCGGCAAUGCAGCACAAUGGAGCCCCAACCGUUAGCCGGUCACCGGCGAGGCGCAGCAUGUGCAUCCUAUUAUUGUUGCACCUGGCCACUCUGCUGUACCUACUGCUGGGCGACCACUGUACCCAACGGGCACACGGUGGGCAGAACAUCAACCAGCGGCGACCGGCAACCCACCGUUGGGCCCGCGGCAAAUGCUCACCUGCAGCCACAUCCCGGGCUGGUGCGAUCGUUCGGCCAACCCAUCCCAGCUAGCAGAAAGUUUCGCAAUUUGGCAUAUACCGGGCACCCGAAUGGAAUCUCGCACGUAUAUGAUGAUGCACCACUGUCCGGGCCGCGCACUGGCCGGUGAACGUCGCUCCUGGUUGAGAGGGCCCCGCAGUUUGGGGGAAAUUUAUUGUUUCAUUUGCUGCAAAACGGCUUUCCCCACUUCCUGAGCAACUUCCCUGCCUACUACGCUGCCUGCACCGGGUGGCCUGGCAUGUGCAGCGCGUAUAGCAGCGAACGGUAGGGAAAAAAAGAAAGGAAACUGAACAAAACUUGAACAGACAAAUCGAAAAUAUCUUCAUUCAUAGUGAGAAUUCUGAUUCAUCAUACAUUCCCAUGCUGGGGUAUUGCUGGAAACCAUCGCCAACAUACACAUUCGCAUUUAUAUACACAACACAUGCACACCGACACUCACAGCGAAUGAUUCGGUAAUACGAACGAGAACAAAUCAACCGAGAAUAGUCAACGACAAGCCUGGAUUAAAUUUUCCUCUCCCACUGUUACCAGGACGGUCGAAUAUAAUACUCUGCAGCGUAGGGUAACGCCAAAACGGAGAAUUCGCACACGUAUGGAACCGAUUGUGGCUGAAGCAUACCGUUGGCCGCAGGGAACUGCAUUUUCUCUAUCCUGCAUCCAACGUUCUAGGGUUCCAAUCGAUCGUCGUUCGAAUUGAAUGAUUCGAUUGCAAGACGGACAGAUUCCUUCGUUCGAAAGCACCGGUGUGUGCGAUGUCUUUGAUGAAAGAAGCACACAAAACGUGCCCUAGGUAGACAAAAAGAGGACAAUUUCAUUUCAAAACUAUGUAUACAACAAAACCAAAACCAGAAAAAAAAGAAUAUGGAAAGGAAACAAUUUAGAUGGA